CAUUUAAGAUGAGAAGGUACGAACUGUUGAAACGGGUUGUUGCAGAACUUGUUUUAUAAUUGGAUAAAAAACAGCAAGAUGAAAAACAUUGUAUUUUGGAGACAGCUUACACUUAUCUCAUUCUUUGGUUUUGACUGUAGUUUAUCCUACUGGCCUGACGAACCCAUAAACAGUAUCAAGACAAGAAGAGCAAUUUUUACGUCACAUACGCAGGUGUUUAAGGUUCGAAUAGGAGGAGAAGUAACAUUUCCUUGUGCAGUAGCAAAUUUAGGAAAAGAUGUGAUUACUUGGUCAACCGGAGAUCGUCUUCUUACUGCUGGUCCAGUGAAGGUGUACAACGAGGAGAGAUUAAUCCAUAAUCAUAAUGGGAGCGAAAUUACUUUACGGGACGUUCAACCCCGUGAUACGGGUCAAUUCUCUUGUCAAGUAAACAAUAUCAAGGAACCAAUGGUGCUCAAACAUACUCUAGAUGUUCUAAUACCACCCAGAGUUGUUGCACGGAACCCUGAAAUAUCUGUAUCAGUAUUUGAAAAUGCCGAACUUGAAUGUUCUGGUCACGGUAACCCACAGCCUCAUAUCCGAUGGAGAAGAAAGGAUGGAGCACCAUUAUCAUUGAGUUAUGGUGAGGUAGAGGGGAACAGGCUGUAUUUACAGAGGGUUGGUAUAGAGGCUAGUGGAGAUUAUCAAUGUAUUGCAGAGAACGGAGUAGAAAGGAUGGAUGGAAAACCUGCUUUAGAAACCGUCAAGCUCACCGUUAACUUUCCUCCCGAAAUAGAUCUGGAGACACAACAAUACUACCCAAAGAUCCGACAAGAGAAGCUAGAGAUGACAUGUCACGUGAAAGGUGAACCAUCCCCUGAUGUAAACUGGAGGCGAGGGAAGCGUGUGCUGAGUGGGCAUGAUCAGGGAAAGUAUAAGAUGUCGACAAACACAUAUACAGGUCUCCAUACGCUGUCUCUAUUCCAAGUAACAGAAGAAGAUCUAGGGAACUAUACUUGUCAUGCAGCUAACAGAUUGGGCUGGUCAGAGCAAACUAUAACAGUCUCAGGAAAACCUCUUCGACCUCUAUUACUUCCGGGACACCUGGAGAAUAGAAGAAGUUAUAAACUCAGAUGGAUGAUUGAAUCUGCCUUUCCAAUUCGAGGACACAAUAUAUACUACAAACUGGUUAGACCAGGUGAGGAUAGAUUGGAGUGCAGUGAGGAUGAUAAGGAUGGGACGGAUAGGUGUAUAAUGCUCAGGAUGGAUGGAAGGACUGGCGAGAGGAUAGAGUUUAAUAUCAAGAAAGAAAUGGAAGCAGUGCUGAGAGAUUUAAGACCAGAAUCCAACUAUAUACUCCAAGUGCAGACAAUUAACGAUUUUGGAGUGAGCGAAUGGUCAGAAGUUCACAAAUUUAUAACUAUACCAGAACCGGUUUCAGCUCUAGCUCCUUGGUCCCCUUUCUACUCUUCCUCCUGUAUCCCUGUACCCCUGCAUAUACCUCUCUACCCUGUUCUAUUGCUGCUGUUUGUAUCUCCUUCUCUAUCGUAGAUAUUCUCAAAUUUUGGGUUAAAAGUAAGGAGUCGUGGUAAUUGUAAGGGGGGUUUGGAGAUAUUCCUAUUUUAUUGGUACUAGAUCUAUAGUGAUCUCAUUUCGAUAAGAACUAGCUGAAGUGCAAGGGCGUAUACAGAAAUAAAUCUUGGGGGGGAGCUCCUGGGGUGGGGAGCAGGCAAAAUUUGAACUGUAAAUUAAAAACAUUUGGCUUCUUGGAUAUCAGGCAUAAGUAUAAGAUACUUUAAAAGUACA
This is a messenger RNA of Eurytemora carolleeae, 1785 nucleotides long. RefSeq names its product limbic system-associated membrane protein. The record is from RefSeq and is a predicted model, not a curated record. Bases 79 to 1530 code for a protein of 483 amino acids. NCBI's taxonomy places the organism in Eukaryota, Metazoa, Arthropoda, Copepoda, Calanoida, Temoridae. Gene Ontology annotation, cellular component: neuron projection. The transcript has 19 exons. Gene Ontology annotation, molecular function: protein binding.